AUGUCGACCUCUACUACUGGUGCCCCUGCUACUGGUGUUCCCGGUCUAACUCUAGAUCUUCAACGGCAAAAAAUCUGUGACAGUUUGAUAAUAGCAGAUAAGUUGUUUAAUAGGCUUAAACAUGUGUUCUAUAUUAUCGCUCCAAUAGUUAUUGGUAUAGUGUUGGCAAUAGUGGAAGGACUAACCUGGACCGUGGCAUCUAUCUCGAUUCCUUUUGUAGGAGUUGGAUGA
Molecule: messenger RNA, 231 nt
Organism: Ambispora gerdemannii
Lineage: Eukaryota; Fungi; Glomeromycota; Glomeromycetes; Archaeosporales; Ambisporaceae
Source: the annotation of a GenBank genome assembly